AAUGAAGCUAGGUUUGCCCAACUAAACAGCCAAACUCUACAUUUUAGAAAUUCAAAUAACACCUCUAUUCUUUUCUGUAACAGCUUAAUCAAAAAUGGCGGCUUCUUCUAGAAGGUCUAGUGGUCCGGUUCUCCGAUCUCAUUCCCCAUCUUCCCGGUUUACUUCUUUCUACGCUUCACAGUCACACUCUCCAUCUUCUUCUUCCUCCUCCGCUUUCGCCUAUUCCAGUUCAGGUUUCUCUUCACGUUCAACUUUCUUCAAUCAACCCAGAUCUACUUCUCCACCACGUGUUAACCUGCACAGAAACUCUUCAUCAGCGUCAUCUGUGCGGUUCUCGCUCGACAACCGUCCGAUCUCACCGAACCGUUCAAUCACCACCGUCCGGAGAACCACUGAGGCGUUGAAGAAUUUACAGAGCAAACAGACGAAGCGGACUUGCAUGUGUUCACCUACAACGCAUCCGGGAUCGUUCCGUUGCAGUCUUCAUAAGAGCUUCAAUACUUCGCACCCCGGGACAGGUUACGCGCCGAGUAAUCGGCUUAACGCGCGUAGAUCUGCGAUGACGAACUCGCUCGUGAGAAUCGGUGGUGUCGAAGGAGAUCUGGUUAGGAGAGCUUUGUCGGCUUUGAUUAGACCUUCCUCUCACCAGCAGCGUCGCCGUGAAGCUUUCCAUCCUAGGCCUAGCCGGCUAUCCGUGAUGUCAAAAGCCGAAAACUUAUGAAGGUUUCGUAUGCGGUAUGUGUAAUCUUUUAACGCUUUUAGGUCGUCUCCGAGAUUUUCCGGUGAUCUGAGAUCGAGCUUCGGAGUAACGCCGCGGUCGGUGGCUGUGAAGUCAGAUUCCGGCGACGAUGUUGGAGAUUUUAGACAAAGGAUUCGGACGGAUUUGAGCUAGUAUUGUCCCGGUUCGAGGAAGUAUCGGAAUUGGACAAAAUGGUUGGCGGUAUUUAUUUGUUUAUACUGGUUAAUUUGACGGAAUUUUAGGCCUGGAAGUAGAAGAUAACCCCCUUGAACAUACAGAACAUUGGACCCUUUUAAGAGAAAAAAAACACUAAUUAAUUACAAAUGUUAAGGAUCUUAUUAAUAGCGAAUUAAAUGAGAAGAGAAGAGAAAAAACAUAUAAUUUCAUUGAAAUUGAAACUACAAGGAAAGAAAGGGGCCUGGCUGGGAAUUCAAUUUCGUAAUUAUGUCCUUUUUCAUAUUAUAUUUAAAAUCUCAAGUGGCGCAAUUAUGUGACAGCUAAGUUGUUUAUUUUAAAAAGGGAAAAUAAAUGGCAUUAUCUCAAACCCACUAAAAGCUCCGACCUCCUAAGUCCUAUCUAAUCUGCAACGCCAUAAGACUUCACAACAUUCUCAUUUACCCCCCACCAAAGAUGACUUCAAGGGAGAAAUUACCCUACAAAUAUCAAUUUGUUUUCAAUUAUUGUAAUAUGGAGGAAAAGAAUGACGAGAUUUAUUAUUUAGGCAUUAGAUAAAAACUUCCGUGUUACCAUCUACUAUAGUCAUUUAAUACAUCAACAAAAAAUAUAACAAAUAUAGAUUUUACUUUUAUUCUUCCAA
Molecule: messenger RNA, 1556 nt
Organism: Gossypium raimondii (Peruvian cotton)
Lineage: Eukaryota; Viridiplantae; Streptophyta; Magnoliopsida; Malvales; Malvaceae
Exons: 2
Coding region: 95-721 (208 amino acids)
Source: RefSeq, a predicted model, not a curated record